UCUCCGCAGGACAAUUUCGAAAAGCGCAGGAGCUCCAACGGGACAGCGCCAGCCGAGCUCUGGAUUCAGCCCGAUUGCUGGAUUACCCCACUCCCGAAUCAGUUCGUUACUACCCUCCACCACCCCACGACAGAAGUUGGGACUCAUAAAUUCACGCUGCGCCGAUCUGAUUGUUUACAACUUUCCCAACUCUCGACUAGUGACAAAUGUAACAGUACGAAGAAUUGAACGUCUCAUGAUGCCUUGCUGGAUACAUUCAUUGCAAAAGUUACCAACAAAUCGAGUGUGACCACGGGCUAGAAGGUACAAGAAGAGCCAUCUGGGGAUGAUCUUAUGUUUGUUUCUGUCAUCGUUUAUCGCUUUUCUGUUAGCUAACCAAGAGGCGGUGCAGCAAAUCGAACAGCAGACCUCGGUCAGCGUUCCUGGAGAUAUAGUGCUGGGUGGGUUGUUUCCGGUACACGAAAAAGGCGAACGAACACCAUGCGGCGUCAAAAUAUACCACCGCGGCAUCCAAAGGCUGGAAGCGAUGAUGUUUGCUAUAGAUCGCAUAAACAAAGAGCCAAAGAUAUUGCCAAAUAUCACUUUAGGCGUUCAUAUUAUCGACACAUGUUCGAGAGACACCUAUGCGCUAAAUCAAUCGCUUCAAUUCGUUAGAGCAUCGGCGUUGAACAACAUAGACACGUCGGCUUUCGAAUGUCAAGACCACUCUAACCCCCGACCGAAGAACAAUUCGUCUGGGCCAGUGUUCGGUGUUGUCGGUGGUAGUUACAGUUCGGUAUCACUUCAAGUAGCUAACUUACUCGGGCUUUUUCGUAUCCCACAAAUAUCUCCCGCUUCCACCGCUAAAGCUCUCAGCGACAAGACUCGUUUUAAAUAUUUCGCUAGAACGGUACCACCGGAUACGUUUCAAUCGAGUGCUUUAGUGGAUAUCGUUAAGAGUAUCAACUGGUCUUACGUUUCGACGGUAUAUUCGGAAGGGUCGUACGGCGAAUACGGUAUCGAAGUAUUUCAUCGCGAAGCACAAGAACGGAACGUUUGUAUUGCGGCAGCCGAAAAAGUCCCCAGUACCGCGGACGAAAAGGAAUUCGAUAACAUCAUAGCCAAGUUGAAAAAGAAAGCAAACGCUAGGGGAGUUGUUUUAUUCACGCGGGCAGAAGACGCCAGGAGAAUCCUUAUGGCGGCUAAACGAGGUAACGCCACUGACUAUUUCUACUGGGUGGCCAGUGAUGGAUGGGGAAAGCAGCAAAAGCUUCUAGAAGGUGUCGAAGACGUCGCCGAAGGCGCCAUUACAGUAGAACUUCAAUCCGAUAUAAUACCCGAAUUCGACGAAUAUAUGAUGACGCUGACACCCGAAACUAAUACCAGAAACCCAUGGUUUGAACAAUAUUGGGAAGAUUUCUUUCAAUGCGUCCUUCAGAAAAAUGUCCCGUUAGAAACCAACGUGUCCAUAAACGUAUGCGCUGACGAUCUUCAACUUACUCCUGAAUAUGGGUACGAACAAGAAAGUAAAGCUCAAUUCGUCGUAGACGCAGUUUACGCGUUUGGAUUAGCUCUCAAUAAUUUAUACAACGAUGUCUGUGCAGCUAAUGAACAACAGGGUGUAUGCCCGGCUAUGGCUCAAUAUGAUGGCGGUGAAUUUUACCAGAAUUAUAUCCUAGACGUCGCAUUUAAAGAUUUGGUAGGAAGUCCGGUUAAGUUUGACAAAAGCGGUGACGGCCUUGCCAGAUACGACAUUCUCAAUUACCAAAGGCUACCUAACUCCUCCGGAUAUCAUUACAAGGUUGUCGGGAAAUGGUUCAAUUCCUUGGAAUUAAACCAAGAAAUUCUAGUAUUCGAUCACAACUUGACAACGGCGCCGGUUUCAGCAUGUUCCCUUCCAUGCGCUGUGGGCAUGAUAAAAAAGCAACAGGGAGAUACGUGUUGUUGGAUCUGUGAUAAAUGCGAAGACUACGAAUAUGUAUUCGAUGAAUUUACUUGCAAAGAUUGUGGGCCUGGAUUUUGGCCCUACGAGGACAAACUGUCCUGCUACCCUCUGGAAUUACAGUAUAUGCGUUGGGAUUCGCCGUACGCAAUCGUUCCGUCAGCGUUUUCCUGCUUGGGCAUUUUGAUUACUUUCGCCGUAAUAGGUUUGUUCAUAAAACACAACGACACACCACUGGUUAGAGCAUCCGGCCGGGAGCUCAGCUACAUGCUCCUAUUCGGAAUCCUGCUCUGUUAUUUGAAUACGUUCGCUCUUCUGGCAAAGCCAUCCACGGCCGUUUGCAUCACGCAAAGGUUCGGAGUUGGAGUCGGAUUUUCUAUAAUUUACGGAGCCCUACUUACGAAAACCAACAGGAUUUCCCGAAUAUUCGAUUCGGCAUCGAAAUCAGCUAAGAGGCCCAGCUAUAUUAGUCCUAAAUCGCAAGUAAUGAUCACAAGCUCCUUGAUUGCCAUCCAGAUAAUUCUCACUUUAGUCUGGAUGAUUAUCGAACCUCCUGGCACAAGAUUUUACUACCCCACUAGACGAACUGUUAUUCUCAAAUGCAAGAUACAAGACAUGUCUUUCCUGUUCUCUCAGCUCUACAAUAUGCUCCUGAUUACAAUUUGCACGGUUUACGCCGUAAAAACGAGAAAAAUUCCGGAAAACUUUAAUGAGUCGAAAUUCAUCGGAUUUACCAUGUACACCACGUGCAUCAUUUGGCUAGCUUUCAUUCCCAUCUACUUUGGCACAGGAAACGCCUACGAGACCCAAAUAACAACUCUCUGCGUGGCUACAAGCAUGAACGCCACGGUAGCGUUGGUUUGCCUCUACUCGCCGAAAGUCUACAUUAUCGUGUUCCAUCCGGAUAAAAAUGUUCGCAAACUAACUAUGAACAGCGCGGCAUACAAGAAAUACAACACCGGACCGUCAACUUCGUACGCAACUUCCUCUAUUUCGACAAAAGGAACCCCAGGUGAAGGUAUACCGAUGGAAAGAGUUGGGGUCGCUACUCCCUCUCGCAGCUCAUGCGCUGGGGUUCAAACUGAUCCCCCCGAAUCCACAGAACCUUCUGACGCUAUUUCAUUAUUGUAAACAAGCAAAAUUUGAGAAAUUCAUAAUUUCAAAUGAAGCGCAGAAAUAAGAAGUAAGUGAUAACAUCCACCUACGACAUUUUCAAAAAUUUAGAGGGAAAUUACGCAGAAAAUAACGAAGAUUUAAACUAGAUAUACGCAUGUAGCGCUAAAUAGGAUGAUUUAAAAUUCGCAAAAAGAAAAUACGGUGAUGUCGAUCGUGAUUACCUAGUCCGCUUUUCUCAAUAAAAAUUCGUUGUUUUGCGAGAAUUCAAAAUACUCAUCGUCUUAAAAAUUAAAAAAAAAACAGGAAGUUUGCUAAAUAUAUACAAUACGAUGCAUACAUUCACACCUAUCAUGUUUAUAUAGCGACAUUAAAGAAACAUAUCAAUAUCCGCUUCGCAUUUUGAAAUUAAUUACUCAUAUGUAUAUAAAUCUCUUUUUUUCUAAUAAAUUUACGAACAACCUACUAUAAAGCCUAUACAAAAAUGACUAGCCAACGGUGUAUCGGAUCCGAUAUCGGCUAUCGAAUAAUAGAAAAAUUAUAGGAGCUAGUUUUCGUCUGAACACGAGACAUUGCGCAUUAAAAAAAAAACUGGGAUUGGGAUUUACGACCCGCAUUGUUUCAUCUAUCCGCACCAAAUUGUUAAUGUUCGAUGUUAGUUCGGCAAAAUUUCUUGAGAUAAACCUAGAGGCUGUAUUAUAUUCGAUCUACCGGUACAUUGACCAGCGCAAUAAAUAUUAAUUAAAGUUAACUAUUUCCCAAGCGAGGCAAUAUAAUUUUAGUAAUAUCAGUUUCGAAUGACAUAUACGGUAUAAUUUAUUAUAGUACCAAUAAAUUAGAUAAGUUCACUUAGAAGGUGAUUCGAAAUUUAAUCUUGUAUAUAAAUAUGUAGGUAAUGAUGGACUAGGGCAAAAUUAAUGCACGCUUUACCACCCGGUUAUAUAAAUCGGGAGCUUGAAGGUGAAGAAGUGAAAAUUUUGCAAAGUUCCGUAGACAAACAAUAAUAAAAUUGUGUCAUUAUACAUGUAGUCUUUCCGCUAGAAGCAAGACUGUUAACAAACAAUAAAACAUAUAAAACUGAUUUUAACAUUGACUGUUACUGCAAUUUUUCUUAAAAUUCACGUAUAAGAUCAAGUUAAUUUGUAUUUGAAAGAAUAAUAUUUUUAUUUUUCUGACGAAAUAGGUUGGUUCGUUAGGGUGAUUCACGUUGAGUAGUCCUAUUAAAAGUCUGGAGGGAGAUAUGGUAUUUUCACGAAUGCGGCAAAUCAAUCAAACUCCCAGAAGAAACUUUGAAGUUUUGGAUAACAUAACGUAGUUAUUUCCUGAAAAAAAAUAAAAAUAAAAACCAUUACUUGUCGAAAGUUAUCAUUGUCUUUGGGUAGAUUCGCUUAAUUUGUUUCUACGACCCUAACACAAAUUGGAAAAAAUUCUCUAUUUUAAUUCUCCAGAACUUUUAAUAGGCCAUAAGACGGGAAUCAUCCGGUAUAUAUAAGAUUAAGGAAUGUUAAUAUUUUACAUAUUUUUCGAAAAAUGAAAACACGUUAAAGGACUUUCCAGGCUAACAAGGAGAAAAGAAAACAAACUCGAUAACAACAUUUUUAUUAUACUCAUAAAUAUUUAGAACAAUAUAAGCAGCAUUUGGUGUGACCACAUCCCGCAACGAUUGUUUCGCUUUUACAACCUACCGCAAAUAGCUUUAAAAUGUAAUGUGCUUCUGAGAUACAUACGGGUUUUUUAAAGCAUUUUACGGCCUCUUUAAAUUUGAGCUGCUUCGUAGUAUUCCUGAUUUUUAAAUGAAACCAAUUCCAGAAAUAAUUUGAAACCCUAUACGACAUAAAAUAUUCGCAAAGGAAAUUCGAAAAAAUCCAGUCAUAUCAUUCAUCAUUAAACUCAUUUUUGCGUACUUACCGAGUUGACUGCUACGCCUUAAUCAAUACAUAUUUUUCUGUUCUAUUUGUUUUAAAACACGUCCAUUUGUGUGAUUAGAUUGUCAAAAUUAGUAAAUUAUUCCACGCAAAUCAACAUUGCAAGUAAAUGAACGUCGAUCACGUAAUAUGUGGCUCUUAUAAACAUAUGUACGCUUAGUCCAUGACGGUCGGCAUACAGAGCGUCAUUUAUAAACUGCAUGAAAUAAAUCAAAGUAUGCGGUCUUUUAUUAUUGUUUUUUUAACCAAGGCCUUAUUCGCGCACAACCUAAGUAGCUCCAAAGUUAAUGUUAAAUGGCUAAAGGUGAUUUACAAAACACGCGCAUGUAUCUCAUGACUUUCGACAAAAAGCCUAAUGUGUCACCUACACUAGGAAACCCAUCCUAUCGGAAAGGUUUGGGAUGCUUGUCGCCUCAAAAAGGGGAAAAAAGUUGCGCCUUGGUGGUAGUUUGGUCCUAUUUGUGUCUCUAAUAAACACUAAUUGUCAUUCUUCAUUUUACUCGUAACGCAGGUGUUUUAUGUGUCUAUGUUUCUUUUCUUAAGGUUACGAUUAUAACUUUUGCUGAAUACUUAGAAUGGAAUACUAGCACUAUAAGAUACGAUUUUUUUUUGUUAAAAUAGUCAUACAUUAUUUAAUCGAUAUUUAAAAAUUGCGAGUUUCGAGUAUUCCUGGCAAAUAAAAAAAAGAUAUUGAGCACGUGGCUACCAAAACAAAUGCCAUUUCUAAGAUAUCAGCAGAAGUUAUUUUAUUGCAGGUUUCUUCUGAUCGACAAAAUAUGAUGUGCUGUUCAAUGUUUUUAAUGGAAGUCUCAAUGUUUAUUUGUCACAGGGAUGCAAUCCUAAAUAAAUAGCAAGUUAGAAAAAAUAUAUAAAGAAAAUAUUUACCGAUUUCUCUUAAAUGUGAGUGUUGGCUUUUCUUACUUUGAUUUUAGAAAAUGCUAUACUAUCGCACUUCAAUGUUGAUCAUAGAGAUCUAAAGAAACCGUGUUGCAGAUGUCGCUCUCUAUCAUUUCGUUUCAAUUUCCUGUCAAUUCAUUUCGUGCUGAUCGAACAUGCGGUUUUUUUUGUUGAUGAGAUUUGAAGUUAUAAAUGGUUGCAAAACUAUAUAAAAAAUAAUUAUGUAUAUGUAUUCUCAUACAAAAAAAAACUUAUUGUGUAAAAUGAUAAUAAA
Messenger RNA from Cylas formicarius (sweet potato weevil), 6130 nucleotides. It is a transcript of the gene mGluR, whose product is annotated as metabotropic glutamate receptor. Gene Ontology annotation, molecular function: group II metabotropic glutamate receptor activity. The transcript is spliced from 13 exons. Gene Ontology annotation, biological process: regulation of synaptic transmission, glutamatergic; G protein-coupled glutamate receptor signaling pathway. The record is from RefSeq and is a predicted model, not a curated record. Gene Ontology annotation, cellular component: membrane. Lineage: Eukaryota; Metazoa; Arthropoda; Insecta; Coleoptera; Brentidae. The coding region runs from base 326 to 3052 and encodes 908 amino acids.